Molecule: messenger RNA, 1925 nt
Organism: Lycium barbarum (goji berry)
Lineage: Eukaryota; Viridiplantae; Streptophyta; Magnoliopsida; Solanales; Solanaceae
Product: probable dolichyl pyrophosphate Man9GlcNAc2 alpha-1,3-glucosyltransferase
Exons: 6
Coding region: 140-1672 (510 amino acids)
Biological process (GO): protein N-linked glycosylation
Cellular component (GO): endoplasmic reticulum membrane
Molecular function (GO): dolichyl pyrophosphate Man9GlcNAc2 alpha-1,3-glucosyltransferase activity
Source: RefSeq, a predicted model, not a curated record
ACAUGUCUUUAAGCAAAAGCAAAAAAUUCCGUGACAGGAGCAGCCCGAAUUCGUUUCUCGGGUUGAACCAAUUCCUUGUUCCCCGAAAUUGAGUUUGAAGUUGCAGUUUGUCGUCUCCAGUGAAAUUUCAGUGAGUAAAAUGGAGAAGAAGAAGCCAACACACAACGAUUCCUCAUCCAACAUCUUCACAUUUCUGACUCAAAGAAGCACUACAGUUUCCUUCAUUUGCAUCACUCUCUUUGCUAUUUUUGUGCGACUUGCAGUAUCAAUCCACCCUUAUUCAGGCGCUGGAACUCCGCCUAAGUAUGGAGAUUACGAAGCUCAGCGGCAUUGGAUGGAAAUUACCAUUAAUCUCCCUGUUAAAGAGUGGUACCGAAAUAGCACUGUUAAUGAUCUGAAAUACUGGGGUCUUGAUUAUCCUCCUCUUACAGCGUAUCAGAGUUACAUUCAUGGCCUUUUUCUAAGAUAUUUUGAUCCACAAUCAGUUGAACUUUACACUUCCCGUGGCUAUGAAUCUUAUAUUGGAAAAUUGUUAAUGCGGUGGACAGUGGUAUUAUCCGAUUUGCUGAUAUUUUUUCCUGCUGUUAUUUAUUUUGUUCUGGUAUAUUACUCUGGUGUUCAUGAGGGGUCGAAAAGUGGUAUGUCGUGGCACUUUGCCAUGAUUUUGUUGAAUCCAUGUCUUAUUUUGAUUGAUCAUGGUCAUUUUCAGUACAAUUGUAUUAGCUUGGGGCUUACUGUUGCAGCUGUGUCUGCAAUCCUAUCUGAUAGAGACAUUGUUGGUUCAAUCUUGUUCACUCUUGCUCUUAACCAUAAACAGAUGAGUGCCUAUUUUGCACCUGCAUUUUUUGGCUAUCUCUUUGGAAAGUGCUUAAGGCGCCAGAAUCCUUUUCUCGAGGUCUUGAAAUUGGGUUUCGCGGUGUUAGGAACGUUCAUUGUUAUUUGGUGGCCAUAUCUUUAUUCUUUGGAAGCACCUUUGGAGGUUCUUUCCCGCCUAGCUCCUUUUGAGAGGGGCAUAUACGAGGAUUACGUGGCUAACUUCUGGUGCACCACUUCAGUCAUUGUGAAGUGGAAGAGAUUGUUCGGUACCCAAUCACUAAGGAUUCUUAGUCUUGUUUCAACUGUUUCCGCAUGCCUGCCCUCAAUGAUGCUGCUAAUAUUGGUGCCGAGCAGAAGAAACUUCCUGUUUGGACUGCUCAGCAGUGCUUUAUCAUUCUACUUCUUCUCAUUUCAAGUUCAUGAGAAAUCUAUUCUGCUGCCUCUUCUUCCAGCAAGCUUCUUGGCGAUUGACGAGCCUCUUAUUUUUCGCUGGCUAACUUAUUUUGCCUUGCUCUCUAUGUUCCCUCUUCUAAGGCGUGAUGAAUUGAUUCUUCCAUAUAUUGCUUUAUAUGGUCUCUUCGUCCUCCUGUACAACGCACCUGCUCAAAGAGAAGACACAAGGGAGACCCGCUCUCGUUUUACAACUUUAAAAUAUUUUCUCAUCACCUUCUCUCUUCUUCUGCAUAUCGUUUACUUGAUGGUAACUCCACCAAGAAGGUACCCAUUCCUCUUUGAGGCAGUAAUUAUGCUCCUCUGCUUCUCGCAGUUUCUUUUUAUUUUUAUGUACACAAACAUGAAACAAUGGGAGUUUUUUAAGCUUUCAAGUCAAACAAUUAGAGAAAAGAAAAAUAUUUAGUACGUAUUUGGUGAUUUUCUUGUAUUACAUUUUGGAAGGGGUCAUAUAGUUGUCUCGGUUGAAAAUGUGUAAAUGAAAGCUUUUAGUUUCAUUUCCAAAUAGGAAAGAUGCUUAUACUUUCAAGUCUUGUGAUUUACCUUGUAUGACUGAGCUUAGCAGAACUAUUAGGAGGGGACUCUCUCCUAUUUUAGCCCAUUUCCUGUGGAUUGUGAUUGCCCGUAUCUCAAUUUUCAUUGUUUUUAGAGUUACCUUU